Messenger RNA from Hydatigera taeniaeformis, 1818 nucleotides. The record is from the annotation of a GenBank genome assembly. Lineage: Eukaryota; Metazoa; Platyhelminthes; Cestoda; Cyclophyllidea; Taeniidae.
GCGAAAGGCAUGGCGGAUAUAAGAGUGAUUCCUCUCGGUAAGACGAAAUGUCAUGUUAUGGGGAGCAAAGGUGCUGGUCAAGAUGUAGGUCGGAGCUGUAUUUUAGUUUCUCUCGGCGGUAAAAAUAUUAUGCUCGAUUGUGGAAUGCACAUGGGCUAUAACGACGAGCGUCGUUUCCCUGAUUUUUCUUUUAUUAUACAAAAGCACGACUUGACUGAAUAUAUCAACUGUGUCAUUAUAAGCCACUUUCAUCUUGACCAUUGCGGUGCUUUGCCUUAUAUGACAGAAAUGGUUGGUUACAAUGGUCCAAUUUAUAUGACGCAUCCUACUAAGGCCAUUUGUCCAAUUCUACUGGAUGACUAUCGACGCAUCAGUGUUGAGAGACGAGGUGAGCAAAAUUUCUUUACUGCUGAAAUGAUCCACCGCUGCAUGAAGAAGGUGAAGUGCGUAUACCUGCACCAAGCUGUAAAGGUCGAUGACGAUAUUGAGAUUCAGGCAUACUACGCAGGCCACGUGCUGGGUGCUGCAAUUUUCCACAUCAAAGUAGGGGAUAGGUCUUUAUUGUACACGGGUGACUACAAUAUGACUCCAGACCGGCAUUUGGGUGCUGCAUGGGUUCCAAGAUGUAGACCCGAUUUAUUGAUUACGGAGACCACUUAUGCUACUACCAUCCGCGAUUCCAAGCGUGCAAGGGAGCGCGAAUUCUUGGAAAAGGUUCACUCAAGACUCGAUGCUGGCGGGAAAGUUCUCAUUCCGGUCUUUGCUCUUGGUAGAGCUCAAGAACUCUGCAUCCUUCUCGAAACAUAUUGGGAACGAAUGAAUCUCUCCUUUCCUAUCUACUUUUCUACGGGAAUGGCCGAAAAAGCAACGGAAUUUUACAAGCUAUUCAUUUCGUGGACAAGUCAGAAAAUCAAGGAGACCUUUGUAGAACGAAAUAUGUUUGAUUUUAAACACGUUAAGCAUCUAACCCCAGAAGUUGUGGAUCAACCGGGUCCGAUGGUGGUUUUUGCCACCCCGGGUAUGCUUCAUGCCGGCCAAUCCCUUCACAUAUUUCGAAAGUGGGCUCCAGAUCCCAAGAAUAUGGUAAUUAUUCCCGGUUACUGCGUUUCUGGAACUGUUGGGUACAAGAUUCUGAAUGGAGCGAAAAGGCUGGAAUUCGAUAAGCAGAUAUUGGAAGUUUGUAUGCGUGUGGAGUACCUGUCCUUUUCUGCCCAUGCCGACGCUCGUGGCAUCAUGCAACUCAUCUCGCAGUGUCGUCCGGGGCAUGUCCUCCUAGUUCAUGGGGAAGCCUCCAAGAUGGAAUUCCUAAAAAGUCGCAUCGAAAGUGAGGCAGGGUUGGAGUGCUCCAUGCCAGCUAAUGGAGAAAUCGCCCUUGUACCAACACGCCCACACUGUGAAGUGGUCGCGUCAGUGGAUUUGCUCAAGAAGACUAUUGGCGAGUUGCCUUCCCUAAUUACAUAUUUCUACCUACAGCCACGAGGAGUUCUAAUGAGCCGUGAGGCAGCAUUGGCUAGUGUUGGUUUGAAGGAGCAUGCAAUGCUAUUUACUUCUGUUCAUGCGUUUGCUUCAACAGAGCCGAUAGAGGCACUUUUGAAACGUGCUGCAAGCCUUUGUCUUGCACUUGUACCGAAGGAGAAGAUAGACGCAGAUGAUGUGGGACUGAUUCUCUUCAAGCGGAUAUUCGUUGAUUUUGAAUCACCUCCAACAAAGAAUGGCGAGCAGAAUGAUAUCCUUUUGCGGGUCACGUUUACGCUUCAGGAUGAAGAAAUGGGUACUAAGGUUUUUGCGAAGUUAAGAGACGCCUUUACACGGACGUAG